CUGCGGCUGGGUCGGCGGCGGCGCUUUAAACUGGUGCGGCAGGCGGAGCAGCUGUGGCACUACGGGCACCUCUGCAUCCGUUCCCUGCUCUUCAACUCCUUCACCAACAGCGAUGUGGUGCUCGACUCCCUCUUUGAGCCCGUCUACUGGCUGGUAGACCACGUCACCCGCUGGUUCGGUGUGGUGUUUGUGGCACUGGUGAUCGGGCUGACGAGCUCCAUUGUGGCCAUUGUGUACAUCUGCCUGCUGCCUCUCAUCCUCCAGACCUACACACCUGCCUGGAUCUGCUGGCACCUCGCCUACGGUCACUGGAACCUCAUCAUGAUUGUCUUCCACUACUACAAGGCCAUCACGACCUCGCCUGGGCAGACUGGCGGUACCAAGGACGAUCUCACCGGCGUCUCCAUCUGCAGGAAAUGCAUUGCCCCCAAGCCAGCUCGCACCCACCACUGCAGCAUCUGCAACAGGUGCGUGCUGAAGAUGGACCACCACUGCCCCUGGCUAAACAACUGUGUGGGACACUACAACCACCGCUACUUCUUCUCCUUUUGCCUCUUCAUGACCAUGGGCUGCAUCUACUGCAGCAUCAGUGGCUGGGAGAUGUUCCGGGAUGCCUACGCAGCCAUCGAGAGAAUGAAACUGCUUGAGAAGGAGAGACUGCAGGUGGCUGCCAACCAGACGUACUACCAGACCCCACCGCCCACCUUCUCCUUCCGCCAGCGAGCUUUCCACAAGAGUGUGGUCUACCUCUGGGUCCUGUGCAGCUCGGUUGCUUUGGCUCUGGGUGCCCUCACGCUGUGGCAUGCUGCCCUCAUCACCCAUGGGGAAACCAGCAUUGAGAGGCACAUCAACAAGAAGGAGAGGCAGCGGAUGCAGAAGAAAGGCAAGGUCUUCAGGAACCCCUACAGUUACGGCAGCUGGGAUAACUGGAAGGUGUUCCUGGGCGUAGAUGUGCCAAGGCACUGGCUUACACGUGUCCUGCUCCCCUCUCCUCACCUGCCUCAUGGGACUGGCCUAAGCUGGGACCUGCCUCCCUGUGUGACUGAGCAGCGUGCACCGCUCAUGGCCAUCUGA
Messenger RNA from Mesitornis unicolor (brown roatelo), 1074 nucleotides. It is a transcript of the gene ZDHHC16, whose product is annotated as zinc finger, DHHC-type containing 16. Gene Ontology annotation, cellular component: Golgi apparatus. The record is from RefSeq and is a predicted model, not a curated record. Gene Ontology annotation, molecular function: palmitoyltransferase activity. The transcript is spliced from 10 exons. Gene Ontology annotation, biological process: protein palmitoylation. Lineage: Eukaryota; Metazoa; Chordata; Aves; Mesitornithiformes; Mesitornithidae. The annotation marks the transcript as partial.